AUGGUGUCUCUUCAUAAACCCUCUCUGGGUGGCAGCGAGCGCUUAGAGACCCCCUUUACAUCGGAGGCUGUUCAUCCGUUAGGUGUAGAGACACCGCAGCAGCUGCAGCAAACACAAGCAGCAGCAGGAGCAGCAGGAACAGCAACAGAAACUGAGGUCGGAGCGCCAGGCUCAUGGGGUCCUCGUACAGGAGACGGUGCAGCAGCAGCAGCAGCAGCUGCUGCUGCUGCUGCACCGCAUGCAGAUGGCCUACUACAGCAGGGAGAUGAGGAAGCAGAGCGUCGGGGGCGCCUGUGUGAGAACUGUCUCUUUUGCUUCAAGACAGCAGCAGCAGCAUCUCGAGCGUGUGUGAAGUGCUGCACAGGUUGUAGCCCUCCCCUAAGCACAGAGCAAGGCCCCCUUGAAGCUUCUAAUCCUCAGCGACAGUUGGAGGGCUUCAAUAGUAAGACGUAUCACCAUUCUCCUCGCAGCAGCAGCAGCAGCAGCAGCAGCAGCAGAGACAGCAGCAGCAGCGACAGCAGCAGCAGCAGCGACAGCAGCAACAGCGACAGCAGCAGCAGCAGGAGCGUUGCUGCUGAGCCAAUGAGAGCCUUGAAGGGUUCUUUAGAAGACGAUGAGACAGAGCUUAGCUGGUCGCUGCUGCAGAUGAAGAUAAUCUCAGGGUCUCCUUUGCUGCAGCCUACGGUGUCUCCGCUGCGGAGACGCACGGAGACACUUCGACGAUAUUUUGGAAGGGAGCGGCAGAUAACUUCGCUGCUGGUAGUACAACGCCCUGAAGCAGCAGCAGCAGCAGCAGCAGCAGGAGCAGCAGGAGCAGCAGGAGCAGCAGGAGCAGCAGGAGCAGCAGCAGGAGCUGCAGGAGCUGCAGGAGCAGGAGGAGGAGGAGGAGGAGGCACACCGUUAGCAGUGCAUGCAGCAGCAACAGCAACAGAAGAUGCAGGACAAGGAGACAGUAGUCUCCUUGCUGAAGAGACACUUGAGGAAGUCUGGAGACUUACAAAGGGCUUCGAGGCUGUCUCCUACAGAUCGUCAGGCUGGCGAGAUGUCUGCAAGUUCUUGGACACAGACUUCUCUCUCGGAGAGGUGUGCGUGGGCAUGGGGGUGUUCGGUAUAUAUGAAGCGGCUUUAGGCCCGAUGGAGACACCGGAGGACUUUGAAGACGCUCUUCAUGGUGGGUCUCCUCCUGGGUGUGCGCUUCUUGGGGUGUAUGGGGUGUAUGAAGUGUCUCCUUUAAGGGUCUCCUCGUCUGUCUCCUCAGGCCUCAGCACUGACGGUGUAACUUUGCUUCACCUUGCUGCUGCAUAUCUUCCUACCUCUUUCUACUCUCCGCUGUCUCUGCGCUUCUCACCCCCUGUCCCCUCUGCUGCCCACGGCCUCAGAAGCCUCAGCAGCAGCAGCAGCAGCAGCAGCAGCAGCAGAAACAGCAGCAGCAGCAGCAGAAGCAGCAGCAGCAGCAGCAGCAGCAGCAGCAAGGGCGCCACAUCGGUCAUGGACUUCCGUAUUGGGCGUGCAGACGCGCUGCUGUUUACAUACGAAGUAGAUACAAGGAGACUGUCUCUUCAGACGAGGAGGGGCUGGGAGCGAGAAGUUGUCUCCUUUAUUCGCAGCUUCAAAAACAAGCAGCAGCAGCGACGGCGCAUGCUGCUGGAGCAGCAGCAGCAAGGGGUGCUGCUGCACCAGCACAACGAUAUCAAGCAGCAUGUAGCUGCAGCAGCAGAUGAGAGGAAACGAAGCAGAAGGGCUCUUCACACGGAUCCAGCUGCUGCUAGAAGUGCUGCAGUUAGUGGUGCUGCAGCUGCUUCACCUGGCGCUGAUGCUGCUGCAUCUGGUAGUGCUGCUGCUUCAGCUGGUGCUGCUGUUGCUGCACCCACUGCCACUGCUGCUGCUGCUGCUGCUGCUGCUGCAGCUGAUGGGUCGUGGGACGUGUGGAUUCAUAAUGAGUCUUUGGAGGCUGACGAAGCUUUGUCUCUAGCUGUGCAUACGUUGAGGUGUUUGGGGACAAGGAUGGGGCGUGUCCCUACGCUUCAGCAGCAGCAGCAGCUGCUGCUGCAGCACCAGCAGCAGCAGAAACGACGUCUCCAGCGCACUGGCCGGCUGCUGCGUCAGUCUAUGCAGGCCCGCAGCAACAGAACCAGCAGCAGCAACAGAGAUGAGGAUGUGCCCGAGUACUUGUUGUACGGCUGCAGCAGGCGCAGCAGCAGCAGCGACAGCAGAAGCAGCGACAGCAGCAAGACCAGCAGCAGCAGCACAAGCGAAGCAGGUUGGGAGGGCCAGGAGACAUGGGGGCUUGUAGAUCAGGCAGAUCGACAGCAGCAGCAACUAGAAGAGACACUAGCGGGGUGUAUAUGCAGCAGCACCGUGACUACUGCUGCUGGGGUUUGCUGCUUGGUUGUCAUGGGCACCUUCGACUUACCAGCUGUCUCCUCAUACUGCUUUGCUGCUGCUUGCUGUCUCCUCGCGCUGCUGCUGUUUUAUAUCGGCUUCUUCUGUCCCUUGCUGCUGGUCUUAUACUGCCCUCACCAGCUGCCGGUGCCAGGCUCUUCGCUGCAGCGAGGCAGCAGAGUGUCUCUUUCUGCUGCUCCUUUAGCAGGAUCUGCCGCAGCUUCUGAUGCAGCAGCAGCAGCAGCUGCUGCUGCUGCUCCAACGUCUGUCGAUUCGGAAGACGGAGGAGCAGCAAGAAGCGCUACGGUGCAGCGGCUGCAGCAGAAGCAGAAGCAGCGGCGGCCUCAGCAGCAGCGCCUUCAUCAACGUCCAUACAGUGACGUCAAGGAUCUUAUAAGAGAAGAAGCAGCAGCAGCAGCAGCAGCAGGGCUUGCUGCUUCCCCAUCUAAUGCUGGGGACCCUUUGCUUCCGUCUAGUCUCUCUGAUGCAGAAGACAGUGAGCCACAUAGAAGCAGCAGCAGAGAUUCAGAGCAACUGCAGCAGCAGCAGCAGCAGCAGCAGCCUCAGCUGCCAAAUGGACUAAGUCCGCUUCCUAAUGGUCUUCACCGCGAAGACAGUGAACUGCAGCAGCAGCAGCAGCAGCAACAGCAACAGCAGCAGCAGCAGCAGCAGCAGCACAACAAUGUGGUUCCGGUAUGCCUAAAUACAACGGGCAGCCCCGACGACUGUUUAAGGGGCAGCAGCACUUUUACAACCAGCAGCGCUUCUGCUGCUGCUGCUGCUGCAUGGGUGUCUCCGUGGCCUUCAUUUGAUGCCUCUGGAUCUUCCUUAGCAGCAGCAGAGGAGGCAGCAACAGCAGCAAAUGCUUCAAGGAGACAAAGCCAGCUGUGCGCAAUGCGCUGUGCAGCAACUAGGGUGUCUCAGCAGCUCCGCAGGUCUUUGUCUGAAAUGCGGGGGUCUCUGUGGGGCAGACUUCUUUGUCACAAGACCUACAGCGCGAUGCAGCAGCUGCAGCCUGAGUUUGAUUUGCUGCGGUAUUUACCCCCUGCAUCUUUGCUGCGGGGUUUCCUUGAGGCAGUGCAGCAGCAGCAAGCUUGGGGGGGAGCAGCACCGCAGCCGCUGCACCUAGUGCUGGAGCCUGAGGUGUCUCUGCACCUCCAUCAGGCGGAGACAAGACACAAAAUCAACCAACUUGUGGAUGACAUCAUGCAACUCCCAGAGGCAACAGGCCCUGUACUCUCUUGGGUGUCUGAUAUAGAGCUGCACACCAACGGCACAGCAGGACCCGAAGCAACGCUGUCUCCUCCCUCCGCUCCCUGUCCCUCUGCAGCAGCACAUCCUUUCCCGUGGCAGUCAUUAGAAGCAUUUGUGCUGCAGCUGCGUCGGUGGCGCAGCGACGGGCAUGAUACACUCUGCAGCAGCAGCAGCUUGCAAGAAGGAGACACGGAGACAGUAGCAGCAAAGAAAGCCCCUUGGCUUCAUAACGUUACGCCCACAAUCUACGACAGCUCUUUUAUUAAAUUCUCUGGAGACGGCCGGCGUGUUAUAACUUCACGCAUAACGCUCUUUCUCCGCGUAGACCCUCUCAACAGCAGGAGCAGCAGCAGCAGCAGCAGCAGCAGCAGCAGCAACAGCAGCAGAUACGCACGCAGCAACCAAGACGUGCUGCAGCAUCUACGAGCUUUAGAGAGAAGCCACUUCCCCUCUGGCGGGGUGUAUCUGCAUGCAGGAGACACCUGGAUAAUGUCUGCGGUGUUAUCGCAAGUGCUGUGGAUCUCCAUAGCACUUUUAUUUUUUCUGUCUUUUAUCCUGUCUCCGGUUGGCGCAGCAGUAGUAGCUUCGCUGCUGCUGCUGCAGGGCCUCUUUGUUGGCGGUCUCCUUGGCUUCUUUGCUGUCCCCUUUGAUGUUGUUACUUUAAUCGCCCUGUUUGCAAGCGGAGCGUUGACGGUGGAGUAUACAACACUUGUGGUGUACACGCACCUCAGGACAGCUCCUCUGUUUGCAUCGGUUCCCCUCCCCUCACUUUCUCUCUUGUCUUCCUUAAUGCAACAGCACGAGCAGCACCAGCAGCUGCUCCAGCUGCAGCAGCAGCAGCAGCAAGGCUCUCCUCGCAGCAGUGCUGCAUCAGACGCCCGCACUCCGAGCGACUCCCGGGUGUAUCCUCAGCUUUCCCCGUUGCAACAGCAGCACCUGUCUGUGCAGGCUGCUAUCCCUACCUCUCCCUGGCAGCACCGACAGCAGCAGCAGCAGCAGCAGCAGCCGUUGCUGCUGCCUAGACCGGAAGAAGUGUGCUUGAGCUGCGGCAAGAGACCCGAAGGGUGCGUGGUGUACAGCAGCCCCACAGCAACAACAGUAGAGGUGCUGUUGGCUGGGUUGCACAGACAGCGGCAUCAGGGGCCUCUCUUAUCUUUUCUUGCUAUGAGGGAGGCGGGGCCCUCUAUCCUUAUGUCUGCUGUAUCUACCUUUCUAGGGAUAUGUUUGCUCUUCUUCGCUAAGAGUAGCGCCUUCCGAGUAUUCUGCUGCGCAAACUUAAUCGUCAUUUUUGCUGCAGUGGUUGCGAGUUGCUGCUGCGCCCCCCUGCUUCUGGUGUAUGUACAGCCCCUUAUGCCGCAGCUUAAGGCUCCGAAGAUGCACUGGAGGGGCCCCCAGGGGCCCUGGGGCCCCCGCCUUAACCCCUGCGACCUUCGGGGGGUCGAGAGGCCCCCAGGAGACAGCGCAGGGGGCCCCACAAACCCCGAGGGGCCCCCGCAUAUUUGA
Eimeria acervulina is the source of this 5139-nucleotide messenger RNA. RefSeq lists its product as hypothetical. Gene Ontology annotation, cellular component: nucleus. NCBI's taxonomy places the organism in Eukaryota, Apicomplexa, Conoidasida, Eucoccidiorida, Eimeriidae. Gene Ontology annotation, biological process: regulation of transcription by RNA polymerase II. The record is from RefSeq and is a predicted model, not a curated record. Gene Ontology annotation, molecular function: transcription cis-regulatory region binding. The transcript has 12 exons. The coding region runs from base 1 to 5139 and encodes 1712 amino acids.